AUGAAGUUAAAGCUUAUAAUAAAUGGAUGCGAGAGUCCAGAAGAUUACAAACUGCUGAGUACUGCGAUUUCAAAUGUAGCAUCGCUGAGACAGACAGCUGUUUUAAGGUUCAAUAGUGAGAAAGUAGUUUUUAUUUCUACACCCAAGUCAUUAUCUGGCAGCAGUAGUACAAUACUACAAGAUGACAGCAGUCAGUUAUGGUGCACUAUACCUAUGGAUGUAUUCAAGCUCUAUAACGUUGUUUCCGUGCGAGAACAAAACGCAAUAACCAUGGAAUACAAUUGUGAAUAUUUACAAAGCGUAUUCAAGAGGUACGACCGUGCGAUGAACCAAGGGAGUGGCUCUGACAUGACCAUUAAGUUACAAGCGAUUCCGGAGACAAAGCAAGAACCGCAAAAAGAUGGUAGUCGUACGCCCAAACGGAACACCCUUUGUACUUUACGUGUCACCUUUGAAGAGAUAAUACAUACACAAGCUGUGGACUCAACUGUUGAUCACGGUUCAAGCGUAUCAACAAACAUGCUUGAAAAUAGUAAAACAGUGAUGCACUCUUUUGAAGUGCCUGUAAAAAUGCUUUUUCGGGCUCAAGAUGCAAGAAUAUUAGAACCCUCCAUCGAUUAUUCAAAAAUACAAAUAGAUAAGUUGCCUCCCUUCACAAGUUCAUUCGGACCAUCCUUUCUGAAUUUUAUGAAGAGAAUUGAAAGAUACAACAGCGUCAAACAUGUGAAACUCAGUGCGUUACGAAAGGAAGAUGAGGAAGAAGGCUAUCAAGAUCAGCUCAGAAUGAUAGUCGAAGGGGCUGCAUGGGAUUCAGAAAUCGCCUGGAAUGGAGUCCUGGAUCCCGUAGCACCAUCUGGAGCAGUAUCUGAUAUGUCACAAAGAUCCGACUUGGAUAAAAUCGACGCAGAUAGGCAGGAACUACUCGACGAUGAAUACGAAAGCAUGAGAGUUGAAGAUAGUGAAAUGACAGGAAAUAUUGCACAUGAAUCAGAUGUCCAGUUGAAUGACAUAUCAGUAAUGGUUGAGAAAGCCGAAAAAGAAAGCAUACACUUACAUGAAGUUUUCAUACAACCCAAAGACUGGAGAGUUUGUCAUAGGCUUUAUAUCGCAUUUGAAGAAGUCAUCUUGGCAAUAUCUCAUGAUCAAUCUUGCGUUUUACAUUGUUCUCUUGACAGGAGUGUCUUUAACGACGAUGAUAAUGAUGAUGAAAUGGAUACGAAAGCCAGAGAAAGAGGUCAAAUCGUUUACUAUAUGCUUCGAUCGAAGCGGCUAUAA
Zygotorulaspora mrakii is the source of this 1275-nucleotide messenger RNA. RefSeq names its product Mec3p (gene MEC3). The record is from RefSeq and is a predicted model, not a curated record. The coding region runs from base 1 to 1275 and encodes 424 amino acids. Lineage: Eukaryota; Fungi; Ascomycota; Saccharomycetes; Saccharomycetales; Saccharomycetaceae. The transcript has a single exon. Gene Ontology annotation, biological process: mitotic intra-S DNA damage checkpoint signaling; telomere maintenance; meiotic DNA integrity checkpoint signaling. Gene Ontology annotation, cellular component: site of double-strand break; checkpoint clamp complex.